Molecule: messenger RNA, 1035 nt
Organism: Vicia faba (fava bean)
Lineage: Eukaryota; Viridiplantae; Streptophyta; Magnoliopsida; Fabales; Fabaceae
Source: the annotation of a GenBank genome assembly
AUGGCAACUUUCACAAUCAAAACCGCAACAAACGUGUUUCAUAGACACCACAACAACCUCACAUUCUUCUCCAAUAACGCCAAUUCCAAGAGAAAUUUCCCCAUUUCGCAGAAAAAGAGUUUGCGUUUGGUUCCUAAAAUCUCAAUGUCAGCCACACCGGUUCAGACUUUUCUCGAAAAAUCCGCAGCUUCCACUCCGAACACUGCACUUCCGAUAAUGGUUAAUUCAUGUACUGGAAGAAUGGGAAAAGCUGUUAUUAGUGCAGCAGAAGCUGUUGGACUGAAUGUUUUGCCGGUUUCAUUUGGGGUUGAAGAGGAAUCAGGAAAGACUUUUGAGGUCGGUGGAAGGGAGUUUCUUGUGAAUGGUCCUUCUGAUAGAGAGGGUUUUCUUGAAUCUGUUCUCGAUAGAUAUCCGAAUUUGAUUGUUGUGGACUACACUGUACCAAAUGCAGUCAAUGGCAAUGCAGAGUUAUACAGUAAGGUCGGAGUACCCUUUGUGAUGGGAACCACUGGUGGAGAUAGGGAUUUGUUGCAUAAGACAGUUGAAGAUGCAAAGAAUUAUGCUGUCAUAUCCCCGCAAAUGGGAAAGCAGGUUGUUGCUUUUCUUGCAGCUAUGGAAAUUAUGGCAGAGCAAUUUCCCGAAGCCUUUUCUGGGUAUUCCUUACAGGUAUUAGAGUCUCAUCAAGCAAACAAAGUUGACGCAUCUGGAACUGCCAAGGCUGUGAUAUCUUGCUUCAAUAAAUUGGGGGUCUCCUUCGAUAUGGAUCAGAUACAAUUGAUCAGGGACCCUAAGCUACAAGUUGAAAUGGUGGGAGUUCCAGAGGAGUAUUUGUCGGGUCAUGCCUUUCAUAUGUAUCAUUUGGCAUCACCAGACGAAACAGUUUCGUUUGAAUUUCAACAUAAUGUUUGUGGUAGAUCAAUAUACGCCGAGGGCACAGUUGAUGCUGUACUAUUUCUUGCUAAGAAGAUUGAAGCAAAGGAUCCUAAGAGAAUAUACAAUAUGAUUGAUGUCUUGCGAGCGGGUAAUAUGCGAUAA